AUGGUGAAAUUAAAAAAACGUUAUCUUUUAAUUGAAUUACAGUUUGUGGAUGAUAGAAAGGAUGCAUUCAUAACAGGAUCAGAUAUUUAUCAUUCAAUCUUUGACCAAGUUGGACACCUUCAUGGAGAUUAUGGAGUUGGUGCUAUUAAAGGGUCAUUACAGGUUAAAGUUCGUGAUCCAUCCACAAACACCGCAGUUAUCCGAAUCGGCUCGAAUGAACGUUCUUUCGUAAGCACUGCAAUACCUUUUAUUUUAACAAUUGGAAAGUGCCGGUGUACUUUACAGCUUUUAUUUGAAGAAGAAAAAUCAUCUCUUAGAGCUGCAAUUAGAUCAAUUACUGGGCCAAAAGUAGCUCAUAUUCGAUUUUGA
Messenger RNA from Meloidogyne enterolobii, 369 nucleotides. NCBI's taxonomy places the organism in Eukaryota, Metazoa, Nematoda, Chromadorea, Rhabditida, Meloidogynidae. The record is from the annotation of a GenBank genome assembly.